AUAUCAACAUCUACGAGAAAAAUGAAGACAAGAGAGACAAACUUUAUGACUUUGUGUAUUGGUCGAGAUGUAUAAAAGGAAGAAGAAAUGAGAAGAACAAAACUGAAAUGAUAUGAUAAUAAAUCUAAUCAAUUGAAAUAAUAUGUUGAAUCAUGUAUUUGUUGAUAUACUUUUAUAUGUUAUUUUUUGUUGCUUUUUGUUGCAUCACACAUGUCUUUGUUGCAUGAUGUUGUUUUUUGUUGCAUCGUUUGUUGCAUUGUGUUGCUUAUUGUUAAGAGUUGUUGAUUUUAUAUUUUGUUUUUUGUUUUUUUUAGGUUUAUAUUUAUCUUAGCUACUUAUUUAAAAUAAAUAACCAUAUAUAGAUUUAUAUACAAAUACAUAACAUGAUAAAAAUGGACUUAUGAGUAUCAACAAUAAAAAGAAACAUGAAGCAACAAUAAAAAAACAAAAGUUUUAAAACAUCAACAACAAAAACACAAAGAAACAAUAUGAAACAAGAGUAAAAAUAUAUUGAUAAUAGUAAAAACACAAAUUUAUAAUUAUUUUUAACAUGUUAAAUUAAAAACUUUAUAUUUUAGUUUUUUGGUUUUUAUUUGUUUUGACAUUUUUGUUACCGUUUCCGCAUUUUUAUUUUCCAGCCUUUAAUAUUUUACAUGUCAUUUCAUUUACUUUAAUUUUAUGUAAUUUUCUUAAUAUAUAUUUUUAUUAUGUUUUCGAAUUUUAUAUAUUUAUUUGAAGUUUUUUCGUUUUAUAGAUACUGAUUAAACAAACUUCUCUAGUAGGCCCUCUGCCGAGGGGUACCUCCAACAACAGGUACAUCAUUGUGGCCAUUGACUACUUCACCAAGUGGGUGGAAGCUGAGCCCCUCGCCAGCAUCACCGAGGCUAGGUGCGGAGGUGCCGCCACUUCGUUCUCAAGAACAUUCUCACAAGGUUUGGCGUCCCCCAACAAAUCAUCUUCGACAAUGGAACCCAAUUUGAGGCAACCCCCUUCUGUGCCCUCCUAGAGGCAUGGGGCAUCAAACACACAUUCUCUUCGGUUGCCUACCCUCAAGGCAAUGGACAAGUGGAGAACGCCAACCGGACUUUGCUUGAGGGUCUAAAAAAGAAGCUUGAAGCCGAAGGAGGAGGCUGGGUAGAAGAACUUCACAACAUUCUCUGGGCCUACCGCACUACCCCUAGGCGAGCAACAGGUACAUGGUCCUACAGCAUGGGACGUCCUCUUGGAGUGAAGCUGCAGCGGCUGAAGACACACCCAUGCCGCGGCCCAAUCAUUCAAGACAAGGAAACAAAAGCAUUAAAAGCUCCUGCACAAAAAGACGAAUGUACAAUUCGUCCUUACCAGACCUUCAACGCACAAGAUUAAUUCAUCUCAACCAAUGGAUAAGAUUAAUCAACCAUGGAGGCCUAUAAAUAUAGGUAGAAGCAUGAGUUCGAAAAUAAGUUUGAGCAUCCUAAGUAGAGAAAUACUUUCAUCAAAGCAUAUACGAGUCAUCUAGCAAAAGAGAAAGUGCAAACUCAACUUUACUCUCUGCUUAGCCUCAUGCUUCACUAAGCUCUUAGAUUAGAUCAACACUUUCAUAUUUUUAGAGCUUAGUUCAUAGUUGGAGGUUAGAAAUUUCUUGUAUUUUACAAGUGGUUGUAAACACUUAGGAGAACAGUUGUUCGGAUCCUAAAGUGUAAUUAGAUAGAUAGAGUACCUUUUGAUCCCCACUGGAUCAUUUGAGAAAAGUCUAAGGACUGAGUAACUUUGAGUGGUGUCAUACUCAUUGUGAAAAACCUUCAAUCUAGGCCUCAGUGUUGUAAAGGCUAGAUUGGCACUAAGUGUAUUGGGCUUAAUACUUUAGUGGAAAUCCAUCUGAAAUAGGGUGGGACUGGAUGUAAGAGGAUUACACCACCUCUGAACCAGGAUAUACCAUGUGUUGAUUUCCUUUUACUCACCAGAGCACACACCCAACACUUCUCAUUAAAGGGAUCGUAGUUUGCCAGCAGCAUCCUAAGCAGUCGUCUUAAUUGACCCUACUGCUUAUCCUACUGCUCAAUAACUCACUUUUCCUUGAGACAAUUGUUUCACACGAGCUUUGAAUAUCACUACUAAAAGGUGUGGUUGGUCAGUCCUCAAAGAUACUUCUUUAUAAGCAGCAGACGGCUUAGCAGUUUCCUGGGUCUACCCAACUGCUCAGACCUCUGCUCAGGCAAAACUCUUUACUAUCUUCAACUCAACACAUAUUCAGUAAGCCCUCAUCAUUUUCUACAAGGCCAUAUUAUCAUCUCUCCCAAGCUCCCAUUUUCUACCAACAGUUGCCUCAGCAGUUCCCUGCCAUCCAGGCAACUGCCAAGCCAACUGCUCACUGUUUAAAGUCCAAUCUUCCCCAAAUUAGAAAGUGGUCAAACCCUCAUUACAUAAAGGGUAAAGACUUCCGUUGUGCAUCUGUUAAUCUCUCAAAAGAUUAUAGAUCAACUCCUCUAGAGGGAAAACUUUGUAAGAUUGAAAAAGAUUUAAAAGUCUAUUCACCCCCCCCCCCCCCUCUAGACUUUUACCCUAUCCGGGACCAUCACGGAGUAUAUGUUUUGUAAUUUGUUAAAUUUCAACAUUCUCUUAGGUUUCAAUGUUUUCUUAAUACAAUAAACAAAUGAAGUGCAUUAAUUAAUCAACAGAAAAGCAAAAAAAAUUGCAGCUAAUUAAGCUGCGUGAAAGCAAAGAAAAACCAACAAAAGAAAACAAAACAAAAUUAAAAGAAAGACAGGAAAAGAAGGCACAAUCAGUCUAGCACAUGGUUGUGGCCACAUCAAAAUAAAAUGAAACAAGAAAGAGAGGAGGAAAGCUAGUAGCAGCUGCAGCACAUGGUGCGGCCAACGGAAGGGAUAGGACUACGGGAGCUCCAUCAGUAGCAGCCAAGAAAAGAAAAAAAAAAUCCGGGGAGAGCAGCUGGCCACAAACAGAAUUCACACCCACAAUUUAGGCGCAGAGCCAAUUCACUCCCGCAAGACUCAGCCGCAGGAAGAAAAAAAAUGUAGAUCCAAGGGCGGUAGCAAGCAGCAGGAACCGUGCCAAUUAGAGGAAGAAAUCUCAGUCAGUUACUCCAUGUUCAUUCAUCUUUCAAUCUUUGUUGUUAAGGUUUUGUGUUAAAUUUCCUCUUUAAUUUCAUGUUUGAAUAAGCUUUAAUUUUCGUUCUUGGAUUAUUUAUCAUUUGGAACUACUCUUAAGUUCGUUGUUGAACUGUUUUUAUGUUGAAUUUCUAUUCGAAUUAUUUCCAUGGAUUACUUUAGCUCUCCAUUAAUGAUGUUAGUUUCUUGAUAAGUAUGUUAGGCUAAAUUUCCAUGGGGUUUGGAUUUGGUUAAAUUAAGGUUAAUGGGUGUUCUUGAAUAUUGAAUUGAAUUUAGGAGAAUUUUCUAAUUUUUAGAACUAGUUGUUGAGAUGAAAUUAAAUGAGUAAUUUGUGAAAUUGAUCACUUCACUUGUGAAUUUUCAGAAGAUUAAUUCUUUCUUGUCUAUGAGUUUAGAAUUAAUUUAGCUCACAUCUCACACACCUUAAACUAAGCCUAGAUAUAGGACAUGUUAGGGAAUUAAAAUCAAGUUCUUGUCUAUGAGAAUUAAUAUAUCACUAUUCUUAAAUUGGAGAAAAUUUCCCAAAUUUGUUCAUAAUUCAAAGACACCCAAGAUCCUUAAUUCCAAAUCUAGACCCCACUUUUAAUUAGUUAAUUUAUUGUUACUAGUCACAUUGAAUUUACUUUUUAGCAUUUUAUUUUCGAAACCUUUUCAUCCACAUGUUUGCUACUUAAGUAAAAUUAGUUAAAUUCCUCUCUCAAAUUAUUUUGCAUGUUCACUAGUUUUAUUUUACUCAAUAAUGCCAUUUAAUUAAAUUCUCUGUUACUACUGUUAUUGUUUAUUUUUAUUUGGCUAAUCAUUAUCACAAUCUAAUCGUUUGAGAAAGCUUGCAACGACUCGUACUAACCGGUGACCGAUAUUGAAACCAACACUUCCCUCCGCCACUCCUCAGAGACACGAUACUCGGGGAAAAACCGAAAGGUUAGACUCCGUUUUACUACAACGCCGCGAAAGCGGUUAUUAUAACUCUACCAACCCGAAGGGUGGAUCAGUACGACCCCGAGGUCAAUGACACCAACAUGGCCCUCGACCUUCAUCUCAUCUCAGAACGCCGAGAGCAGGCCUUUAUCAGGGCUGAAAAUUACCGACGACAAGUAAAAGGCUACAUCGACUCCAAGGUCCGCUCCCGAGAGUUUCAAGUGGGCGAUUACGUCCUCCGACGGAGGGAGGUCAGUCAACCCACCGAAGGGGGUAAAAUGGCACCAAAGUUUGAAGGGCCAUACAUUGUCGCAGCCAUCAUCAAACCAGGGACUUACAAGCUGAAACGCCUUAAUGGGACUGAGGUCCCUAGGCAUUGGAACGUACACCACUUAGUCAAAUUCUAUCAAUAACAUAUGAGCGGCCAAACCCUCAUGACCUAUGUAUUUCAUCAACGGCCCAAGGCCUCAUGUUCCUCAGAAGAAUAAAAAGUGUUGAAAAACAAAGUACCAAGUACGGAAGGCAUAUGAGCGGCCAAACCCUCUUCAUUCACCUGUAUGGGUGAUCAACGGCCCAAGGCCCCCUCCUCUCAUAAGGAUGAAUAAAAUAUAACAUCACCAACCAAGGUACCAAGUACCAAGUGGGCGGGGUACACCCGCCACGCUUAAAACACCAAGUGUUUUCACAUAAGUCGUUCCCCUCGAGGACGCCCCCAUGCAUACAUUGUGGUAACGCAUACUCAUACACAUACAUAAAAAAAACGGGGGGUACAAUACCCCUCGGCUUUGGCAGGUACCAAGUGCCCCAGGCUAUUUGUGUUCCACACACAAAUAAAACUCUUCCCUGAAACGCUUUCCGCGCCAUCCCCCAUGGGGAGGCAGGCAACGGACCAUGUCCUGGGCCCAGGAUUCGACUUGCACAAACGAAAUGCUCCCCGCGCUAUCCCCCAAGGGGAAGCAGGCAACAGACCAUGUCUCGGGCUGAGGGGACGACUUUCAAAACCGAGGCGCUUUCUGUGCCAUCCUCCAAGGGGAGGCAGACAACAAACGAUGUCUCGGGCCAAGGAAACGACCCUCAAACCCUUCGGGAUCUCGGAAGGUCAAUCCCAAAGGGGGAGCCAACGGUUUAUUCCGUUGUCUCCCAUAUAAGCCAAGCCUUUCCAAGAGACCAAGUUUCUUCAUGCCCCUCCUACAGUAUAAAAAAUGUGUAGGGGGAAGGAACUCCUUGGAUGCCAUGCUCCCGGAGGCUCUUCUACACAAACAACGCCACGGAGAUAAUUCUCCGAAGGCUACUUGCUUACAAGGAAAAGGAUCGCAAGGUUAAUUCACCCGAAGGAUUCUUGCUCACAGUUUGACUAAGUUCCGUAGAGACCAUGCUCCCGGAGGCUCUUCAACAACAGACAGCGUCACAGGAACUCUUCCGAAGGCUCCUUGUUCAAAAAUUGAACGACUCUCCACAUCAAAGUCAACUCGGUUGGCUGAGCCGAGGGCACGGAGUCCCUAUUGGCAUCGAAAGGGAAGUUCCCUAGGUUUAAAUCAAGCUUAAAGGGAACCACCGGGGGUUCACUAUCUCUCAUAUCCCGAAGGCCCCCCUGGUCUCAUUACGCAGGACUUCACUUUAGGGGGGGAGCACCGAAGGGUACAGGCCAAAGGAGUCUACUCCGACAACGUGGAAAUUUGACUAAGUCCACGAGUUGAUACCCCCCGGUGAUACAUCCUUCGACCUCAGUAUGCUGAACUGACCUAUUCCCGGGGGCCAUCACCCUACACACCCAAAGGGUGAAUUUGCCCAAGUUUCAAACUGGCUACCCCUCAUUUGAUUCUCUUUGAGCUCACUGGGGUCCCAACAGCAGGAGGCUCCUACAAAUAACUUAGCCUAGGGCUAAUCACAGGAUUUAUUGCGAGCAACCCUAAGUCCACAAAGUGGACCCCUCGACUAUACCAAUCACCAUGUCACUCAACUGGCUCAACACACCGAAGGCAUGGCGACUAUGUUUCUUUGGGAAAAAUUCUAAGUCCACAAUCAUGGAGCCUACAGUAAUUCUACUCUGAGAGGACCGUGAGCCGAGGGCAUCCUCAUACUAUUUAGCGGGGGGUUACCGGCUACGAUCAGCAGAGGGCUACAAUCAACACAGGGGAAUUACUUGGUCCAGUUUACCUGUAACACCCCGAUUUGUAUGAGCUAGUUAUGUUUCAUUAUUAUAUAUUUUAGUCAGCUAAAUAAGUUACUUGUGUGAAUAAUGUGAUAUUUUGUUUUCAAGUUUUGUCUGUGGCAGGUAACGUUGACUGGUAAGCUCCAACAUUUUCAAGUGAAGAAAUAAUCGAUAGUAUAUAUUUUAUUAGUAUAGUAUUAAGAGGUAGAAUAUAAUAAUUUGGUUGGGUCAGAUUCAAUUUAUUUAGAAGGCUAAGAGACCCAAAUCAAUUAUCUUGGCCCAGAUCAAUAUUGUAACCAAAAACCCUAGAAAGAAAUACUUAUACGUCAUUUAGAAAUUCCGUGGAGUAGUUAAGUUAUGUUCCUUUUCUUCCGUAAGCAUCCGUUGGUCCUUGUUCUUCCUUCCGGAAAUUUUCAUCUCACCGAAUUCACCGCAUUUAAGAACAAAAAUUUGGUAUGUUAGAAUUUCCCUUUCAUGGCAUCCUUUCUUCUUAUCUUUCAAUUGGCACACAUUAGUAAUCGUUUUGUCAAUUCAGUUGCUUUUGCUAGAGAUUGGCGUGACUGAAAAGUUUUCAGCCAAAAUGGUUUUGUUUUAGUUAAACAAAUUAGGUCAAUUCGAGUUUAAGUGGAUUUUUUUUAUGUUUGAGUAAUUUAAAUAAGUUAUAAUCUGAAUGGCUUGGAAUCUAGUAACUUCCUUCCUAAAUCAGAGGAACCAUAUGCAUCAACGUUGUAAGAAUGCUUUGUAAUAAAAAAAUGAUUCUUUUACUAAUCGGGCUAACGUUGAACUUGGUAAAAUACAAAUGUUAAGCAACUGAAAAAUAAGAUGAUUGAGGAAUACAAAGAUAUUCUCUAGAUCACGGAUUGAAUUUUGGUUAUUAGAUCCAUAAGCCAAAUUUUUUUUUUCAGUGUUCAAGAAAAGCUAUGUGCAAGACUGCUGCUGCUGUUUCACUUCGAUUUCAGAGAAAUAAUUAUUACUUCUUAAUUCUUAUGUGUUAAACUAUAUAAUCCCUUGAAAAAAAAAGUUUAUUCAAAGCAUCUGAAGUGAAUUUUAUUGAAUACGAUUAGGCUAAUCGGAUUAGCUAAUGUACGAAGUAUUAAACCAUUUUUUAAAUUGGAGUUCAAAAUUUUAUACCUUCAAGUAUGCUUUGUUUAAUCAAAAUUCAUAAAUCUUGAACUCUAAUUUAAGGCAUAAUGAGCUCCAAUUAUACCCGUUUUUACUACGGUUGAUUUCCUCAAUUGAUUUAAGUUUAGCAAGGUCAACUAAAUUUUUCCUUCUGGUUGGUUAGUAUGUCUGGUAGAAAUUAAAGCCUUAGUCGUAUAGCCAACUUUCGCACCCUGGCAUACUCUUAUUUUAUAAUUACAUUUAAUUAAAGAUUAUUAAGGAAGAGCUCACCAGAAGACGUUAUCAAGGUGCCAAAUUUAUCUUAGUAUUUUGAGUUCAGCUGUUGACAGGUAAGUUCACUACCAACUAUACAUGUUUGUUCAACCAAAUGAAAGAAGGAAGUCUGGUUGAUUUUUAAUAGAUGAUUUUAGGCUAUUUGCUAUUAUGUGAACUGAGUGAAUUAUGUGAUGAGUUAUUUUAUUUGUUGUAUUAAGUUAUGUUUAUUAUCUGGCAGAGUCAAUAUCUUGUCUGUGCUUUGAUUUUCAGAUUUAAUGAUGUUUCAAUCAAACGUCACCGUAAAAAGAACUAAUACAUAAAGUGAAAGAUUAAGUGAUAUGUACUCGGGAACAAGUUCCCACAGAGUUAUCAGAUUAUCAGUUUACAGUUUCAGAGAGUCCGAUAUGUUUAGUGGGUCGCUCCCCUGAGCUGUCGGAUUGGCGCCUUUGAGUACAUAUCACGGGCCCACAGAGUAAAAUUAGCCACAAAGAGUAGUACAGAAAGUUGUUUAAUGAGAUCUCUUUCAGAAAGUUUCACAGAAAGUUUUUUUUGAGAUCUCUUUCAGAAAGUUUUACAGAAAGUUGUUUUUGAGAUCUCUUUCAGAAAGUUUUACAGAAAUUAAAGUUGUUUUGAGAUCUCUUUCAGAAAGUUUUACAGAAAGUUGUCUUUGAGAUCUCUUUCAGAAAGUUUUACAGAGAUGUUUUGAGAAUGAAAUUUUGAGAUCUCUCCAGCAGUUUUGAGAAAAUAUUUUAGAAAAUAUUUUCCUUUGAGAUCUCACUUCGAAUGUAUUUGUGAAGUUAUGUGUUAGUUAUUUGUUCAGUGCAUGCUUAUAGCCUAAAUUUAUCUAUUGAUAAAUUGGUCUAGACUUCUAGAUAUUUUUGUGGAGCCAUAGUGACUUACUAAGCGUAAAGCUUAUCAGUUUUCUUUCUUCGCAUGUACAGAUACUAAAGGUAAGGUCAAGGCCUAGGAAGAUGAUGAGGGAGUGGAACGCGUGCCGAAAUGAGUUAACGGGAACGACCUUCGCAGUAUCUAGCUAGUUAUUAUUGUAUUUAGAUAUAGUUGUUAUAAUAAAGUGAUUAUUAUAACUUUAUUUUAUUUUAUUUUAAGGAUUUGAAGUUUGAAUAAAUUCCUGGAUCCAGGUGGUUGUCACAUUUGCUGGUGAUAACUAUAUUAUAUUAAGUUUUUAUUUGGAGUUGUUUUAGUUACUUUUGAGAUUUUAUCAGGGUUAUUUUCUUAAAUAGACGGCCGUUAUAUUGCAAUUAUUUUUAAGAGUAAUAAGUUUGUGUAACGUAUCCUUUAACCCUGAGAGGGGCGUUACAUUACCCGAGGGCCACCCUUAACAUUUAUGGGGACCAUUUACAAAACUUUCGAAGUCCACAAAGGGAACCCCUCAG
Cuscuta epithymum is the source of this 8948-nucleotide messenger RNA. The record is from the annotation of a GenBank genome assembly. Lineage: Eukaryota; Viridiplantae; Streptophyta; Magnoliopsida; Solanales; Convolvulaceae.